GUCCGAGCCUGUCGGGACUGAGGCUGCGCACCUCUGUUCUCCACGACUCCAGCUCUCUCCUCUGCGAGUCUCCGCGCUCACCAUGCGCUGCGCCCCGACGGCCGGUGCGGCCCUGGUGCUGUGCGCUGCCACCGCCGGGUUGCUGAGCGCGCAGGCCCGCCCCGCGGACCCUGAGCCGCAGCGCCCCGCGUCCUGGGACGAGGUGAACGUGCUGGCGCACGGGCUGCUGCAGCUCGGCCGCGGGCUGCGCGAACACGUGGAACACACUCGCGGGCAGCUGGACGAGCUGGAGCGGCGCCUGGCCCAAUGCGGAGCGGCGUGCCGGGGACCCGGGGCGACCCCCGCUCCCUCUAGGGACCCUGGCAGUGCGGUCGCCCGCGGCGAGGAGCCACCCGAGACCCUCCGCGGCCUGCAGACUCAGCUCAGGGCUCAGAACACCAGGAUAGAGCAGUUGUUCCAGAAAGUGGCCAAGCAGCAGCGACACCUAGAGAAGCAGCACCUGAGAAUCCAGAAUCUACAGAGCCAGGUUGACCACCUGCCUCCCAUGCACCUCGGUAAUGGGGUGUUGGACCCUGCCGGAAGAAAGAGGCUCCCCAAGAUGGCCCGGCUCGUUGGCCCGGCCCCCAAUGCCACCCGCCUGCACAGGCUGCCACGGGACUGCCAGGAGCUUUUUGAGGAGGGCGAGCGGCAGAGCGGACUGUUCCAGAUCCAACCUCAGGGGUCCCCACCAUUCCUGGUCACCUGCCAGAUGGCCUCAGACGGAGGCUGGACGGUGAUUCAGAGGCGCCUGAACGGCUCGGUGGACUUCAAUCAGCCCUGGGAAGCCUACAAGGCGGGCUUUGGCGACCCCCAAGGCGAGUUUUGGCUGGGCCUGGAGAAGAUGCAUCGCCUCGCUGGCGACCGCGACAGCCGCCUGGCGGUGCAGCUGCGCGACUGGGAGGGCAACACCGAGUCGCUGCGCUUCCCGGCCCGCCUGGGCGGCGAGGACACGGACUACAGCCUGCAGCUCGCGGCACCCGUGGCCACCGAGCUGGGUGCCGCUGCCUCCAGCACGCCCAGCGGCCUCUCCCUGCCCUUCUCCACGUGGGACCAGGACCAUGACCUGCGCGGGGACCUCAACUGUGCCAAGAGCCUCUCCGGUGGCUGGUGGUUUGGGACCUGUGGCCACUCCAACCUCAAUGGCCAGUACUUCCACUCUGUGCCCCGGCAGCGGCGGCAGCGCAAGAAGGGGAUCUUCUGGAGAACCUGGCGGGGCCGCUACUACCCGCUGCGGGCCACCACGGUACUGCUUCAGCCCGAGGCCGCCUAGCUCCUUGGCGGGCCCAGGGGACAGUGACUUUGGCUGUGGCCCAAAGACAUGGCUGCGUUCCUCCCGGAAGCGGUCCAAACCGGAUCAUCAGGCACCCGGAGCUCAGAGAGGACACGGGGUGCAGAGCCGCUGGAGCGGGGCGCAGGCCUCGGCCGCCGGGAGAUCCAUGGGGCGCGGAUCCCGGAGCGGGCGCGGGGCCAAGCGGGAGAAGGCCGCUUCUCACCUGCCCGAAGAGCAGGGACACAGAGGGACCAGAGGCCGGCCGGGCCGGCCAUCCGGGAGCUGUCUUGUGUGGUACUGUCUCCCAGCCAUGCCCGUGGAGGUGGCUGGGCGGAGCUCAGAGUUCGUGGAAUAAAAGCAACCUGGGAACGUUUUGUUCUUC
Molecule: messenger RNA, 1691 nt
Organism: Octodon degus (degu)
Lineage: Eukaryota; Metazoa; Chordata; Mammalia; Rodentia; Octodontidae
Gene: Angptl4
Product: angiopoietin like 4
Exons: 7
Coding region: 83-1309 (408 amino acids)
Biological process (GO): triglyceride homeostasis
Molecular function (GO): enzyme inhibitor activity
Source: RefSeq, a predicted model, not a curated record